GGCGGCAGGGGCGACGAGGAGCCCUCACGCGAUGACGCCCCGCGGCUUGACUUGACUUUGCUUGCAUCGACGCCUCCCUCGCAACUUCUUCCAAAGAAGGGAGUGGAGGCCAGCGGCGGCAACAGCAAUACGCAAAGUAGCAGCGGUGGUCACGAUCAUGGCAUCAGCAACAGCGUCCUCUUCACGACGCCCUGGUGGUGGCCCCACCGGUCUGCUGGACAUGGCAUCUGCAGGCCCCUCUGGUCUGCCCGCCAUCACAGGCCCGACGGACCAGCUUCAUCAGAUCCAAAAGAAGCUGCAAGCCCUCGUCGCCUCAACCGGACAGCUACAGAUGGAGCUUGCCAUGACCCCAAUACUCGACUGGCCUACGAUUCUCAGUCGCUUCGGAACGCUCGUCUCUCAGACCUACUCCCUCUCCUCCUCCCUCACAUCUGCCUCGUCCACCUUCCUCCCCGCUCAGCUGGACAAUGUGCAGCGCACGCUCGAGGAAGAGGCACGGACGUCCAAUUACUUCAUGAGCGAGGAGGCGGCGCUUCGAGCCACGACCAGCGAGGGCGUCCCGCCCGUAUCCUUCGCGGAUGGGCGAAACACUCUACCUAGACUCUCGGCUGUUCCGACUACCACACUCGAUGGCGACAAGACGGCCAGGCUGGGCGAGGCGUUGAGGACUAAGCUGGAGCCAGAGGUGCAAGUUGCGCACGAUGAGGCAAUUGCGGCGCUACGGAGCAUCGACACCGAGCAAACUAGUCUGGGCAAGGAUGCCAACAUCUCUCACGCAGACCUCAAUGCCAUACUCAAGGCUGUUCGAGCACACGAUGAGAUUGCGGCGCGGGCGCUGAGGGCAUGGUAUCACGUGAGGUGGAGACCGGAUGAAGACGAUCAGACGUACGAUUUUCGGAUGCGAUUGCCAGAGGGAGACACGGGUGAGCUUGAUGACGAUGACGAGGCGGAUGGUGAUAUGGUUGACGUGGGCGACGUGGGCGAAGCAGACGAGGCGGGUGGCACGGCUGAGCAAGGUGGUAGGGAAGAGCGACCUUCGGAGGCAGGCGGGACAGGCGAGGGCGGCGAAGAUGUAGAACAAGACGAGGACGAUGACAUGGAGGAGAUCACCUAGCAAGGUACACAUGUCUGGAAAUCAAAUCAUUCGCUAUGCAGCCUCGCGGUGGUUCUUCGCCUCGCCCGGGCCGAUCGGUCUGCCGUCAGUCAAGGGCAGUGAGAGUACAUCUCUGGGUAACGAGGAGAUGCUCAUCGUCCAAAUAU
This is a messenger RNA of Jaminaea rosea, 1260 nucleotides long. RefSeq lists its product as hypothetical. The coding region runs from base 158 to 1114 and encodes 318 amino acids. Lineage: Eukaryota; Fungi; Basidiomycota; Exobasidiomycetes; Microstromatales. The transcript has a single exon. The record is from RefSeq and is a predicted model, not a curated record.